AUGUCGAAGGCAUCCAUCAUCGCUAAGGAGAAGUUCAACGCUGUUCUCAACGACGCUGGCCGAGGAGACAUGUACUGCCGAACCAACCGCUACGCCGUCGGCAAACCAGUUGGAAACGAUCUCAUCAACCACGCCCGUACUCCUACGAGACGCCGCUCAAGCGCCGCCAGCCAAGAGCUGCCUGCUUUCAGUCUGAUGCAGAGACUCGCUUCCUCCCAAAUGCAACGACGUCGAUCGAGCGCGGCCAGCAAUGGAAGCAUGGAGUCUAUGACAGAGAAGACCAAGCUUGAUAUCAAGGAAGCGAUGAAGGUCCAUGGGCACAGUUGA
Messenger RNA from Pseudomassariella vexata, 327 nucleotides. RefSeq lists its product as uncharacterized. NCBI's taxonomy places the organism in Eukaryota, Fungi, Ascomycota, Sordariomycetes, Amphisphaeriales, Pseudomassariaceae. The transcript has 2 exons. Bases 1 to 327 code for a protein of 108 amino acids. The record is from RefSeq and is a predicted model, not a curated record.